This is a messenger RNA of Aphidius gifuensis, 758 nucleotides long. RefSeq names its product hemolymph lipopolysaccharide-binding protein-like. The transcript is spliced from 3 exons. Bases 98 to 637 code for a protein of 179 amino acids. NCBI's taxonomy places the organism in Eukaryota, Metazoa, Arthropoda, Insecta, Hymenoptera, Braconidae. The record is from RefSeq and is a predicted model, not a curated record.
AUAACUAUCUCUCUUUUUUUAGUACAUAUUAUAGUAUGCAUGAUUCAAACAGCGAAGAUGUAAAAGAAAUAAUUUAAUUGAAAUAAUAAAUAAACUGAUGGUGGUCACUGCAAUUCCAAUUGAGAAUACCAAUGGAGAAAGUACAACAGUUUGUAUAUCAACAAAAGAAUUUGAUCCUCAAAAUAUGACUCGUACAGGAAAAUGUUCCAAUAAAUAUUUAUCAAAAAGAGACGAUUACAGUUAUACACCAGGUAUCGAAUACCACAAAUUACAUUCGAAGAACGCCAGAUUCAAUGAUGCAAGAAAAAUAUGCAUUGAAGAAGGUGGUCAUCUUGCUAUUAUCAACUCAUUUGCUGAGGAACGAGUAUUACUGGGUAUUUAUGCUAGAACAAAAACCAAUCAAGACCAAGCAUAUGUUGGAAUACACAAUUUUUAUUCAAGCGAUGACUGGGUUACAAUUUUUGGUGAUUUAAUUUACAAAGCUGGUUACAGUGAAUGGGCUGAUAGCCAACCAAACAACGGAGAUGGAGGUGGUGUUCAAAAUUGCGCAACUCUUUACAAAACUGGAAAACUAAACGACGUUGGUUGUACUUGUACUUUUAUUGGACCAUUUUUUUGUGAAAUACCUGAAUUUUAACAUUUUUUUAUAAUACAUUUAACAUUUGUUUUUUUAUACAUGUAUAAUUGUAUAAUUGAUUUCAUCAAAGAUUAAUUAUAAUUAUGAAACAUUUAUUAUAAUGUUAACAAUGAAUAUUCAA